Messenger RNA from Euleptes europaea (tarantolino), 1692 nucleotides. RefSeq names its product DiGeorge syndrome critical region gene 2 (gene DGCR2). The record is from RefSeq and is a predicted model, not a curated record. The coding region runs from base 55 to 1692 and encodes 545 amino acids. Lineage: Eukaryota; Metazoa; Chordata; Lepidosauria; Squamata; Sphaerodactylidae. Gene Ontology annotation, molecular function: protein binding. Gene Ontology annotation, cellular component: membrane. The transcript is spliced from 10 exons.
UCCCUCCCGGUUGGGUUUGUGGUGCUGCGCUGAGGGAGGAUGAACGGAGGAUAAAUGGUGCCCAAGGCAGACAGCGGCACCUUCCUCCUCCUCUUCCUCCUAGUGCUCAGCAUCACUGAGCCGCUGCGGCCAGAGCUGCGCUGUGUACCAGGGCAAUUUGCUUGCCGCAGCGGGUCGAUCCAGUGCAUCCCUCUGAACUGGCAGUGCGAUGGAUGGCCCACCUGCGAGGAUGAGAGCGACGAAGUGGACUGUCCGAAUUUUACCGGGGACCAACGAAAUUAUCACGGGAAGGAGAAUGUGGACUCCAGGCAUAAUCGCGGAAGAGGAGGGGACACAACCCGCUUUCACACUGUCAACGUGGCGCAGCCAGUUCGGUUUAGCAGUUUCCUAGGGAAAUGCCCGUCAGGAUGGCAUCACUACGAUGGCACCGCCAGUUGCUACCGGGUGUAUUUGAACGGGGAGAACUACUGGGAUGCUGUGCAGACAUGCCAGAGGGUGAACGGCUCUCUGGCCACCUUCACCACCGACCUGGAGCUCAAGUUCAUCUUGCAGCAGGAGUGGGACUCGGAAGAGAAGGCCUUUGGGAGGAAGGACCAACGGAGGUUAUGGGUUGGAUACCAGUUUGUCAUCACGAACCGGAACCAUUCUCUGGAAGGUCACUGGGAAGUUUCCUUUAAAGGUUCAUCGGAAGUAUUUUUGCCCCCCAAGCCUACGUUUAGCGCGGCAGUGUCUGAAAACGACAACAUCCUUUGCGCCCAGUUUCAAUGCUCGCACUUCCCGACCCUUCGGCACCGUGGUUUUCACAGCUGGUAUGCUGAAAACUGCUAUGAGAAAUCUUCAUUCCUUUGCAAAAGAAGCCAGACCUGUGUGGAUAUCAAGGACAACAUCGUGGACGAAGGCUACUAUUUCACCCCCAAAGGAGACGACCCAUGCUUAAGUUGCACGUGUCACAAAGGAGAGCCGGAGAUGUGUGUGGCGGCCCUGUGCGAACGGCCGCAGACCUGCCAGCAGUAUCGCAAAGACCCCAAAGAGUGCUGCAAAUUCACGUGCUUAGAUCCAGACGGCAGCAGCCUCUUCGACUCUAUGGCAAGCGGCAUGCGUCUCAUCGUGAGCUGCAUCUCCUCCUUUCUGAUAUUAUCCCUGUUGCUCUUCAUGGUCCAUCGGCUGCGGCAGAGGCGUCGGGAGCGCAUUGAGUCCUUGAUCGGGGCAAACUUGCACCAUUUCAACUUGGGCCGGAGGAUGCCCGGUUUCGACUACGGCCCAGACGGUUUCGGGACCGGCCUCACUCCGCUGCAUCUUUCUGACGAUGGGGAAGGCGGGGCAUUCCAUUUCCACGACCCUCCUCCUCCCUACACGGCUUACAAGUAUCCGGAUAUUCAGCAUCCAGAUGACCCUCCUCCCCCCUACGAGGCUUCCAUCAACCCAGACAGCAUCCUUUGUUCUGCCCCAGAUGGAAUCCAUUCCCAGACAGGACUGAACAGCCAGCCGUCGCUAGGAAACAGCGACGUGUCGCCGCAGCUCACAGAGGAGUCACUUCCUCCUUCGGUCGGCCCUUCCCCGGUGGAACUGGAAGACUCCGCCGACAGCAGCACCCUCCUCGUACCUCCCGAUACACCCUUAAGCGAAGGCGCACCGGCAGAGACUCUGGCAGGAAGCCGACACAGUCACAGUUCCCUGAACACCAUUGUGUAA